Molecule: messenger RNA, 1900 nt
Organism: Heteronotia binoei (common prickly gecko)
Lineage: Eukaryota; Metazoa; Chordata; Lepidosauria; Squamata; Gekkonidae
Gene: FOXC1
Product: forkhead box C1
Biological process (GO): regulation of transcription by RNA polymerase II; anatomical structure morphogenesis; cell differentiation
Molecular function (GO): RNA polymerase II cis-regulatory region sequence-specific DNA binding; DNA-binding transcription factor activity, RNA polymerase II-specific
Source: RefSeq, a predicted model, not a curated record
CGCUCUGCUGCUGCCGGCUUCGGCCGGGCGGCCGCGGGGGAGGCCAUGCAGGCGCGCUACCCGGUCUCCAGCCCCAACUCGCUGGGAGUGGUGCCUUACCUCGGCGGCGAGCAGAGCUACUACCGGGCGGCGGCGGCUGCGGCGGCGGCGGCUGGAGGAGGCUACGCGGCCAUGCCGGCGCCCAUGAGCAUGUACUCGGCGCACCCGGCGGCCCAUGAGCAAUACGCGGGCGGCGGCGGCGGCGGCGGCGGGGGGCCGGGGCGGCCGUACGGGCCCUACCCGUCGGCGGUGGCGGCGCCGCAGCCCAAGGACCUGGUGAAGCCGCCCUACUCGUACAUCGCGCUCAUCACCAUGGCCAUCCAGAACGCGCCCGACAAGAAGAUCACGCUCAACGGCAUCUACCAGUUCAUCAUGGAGCGCUUCCCCUUCUACCGCGACAACAAGCAGGGCUGGCAGAACUCCAUCCGCCACAACCUCUCGCUCAACGAGUGCUUCGUCAAGGUGCCCCGCGACGACAAGAAGCCCGGCAAGGGCAGCUACUGGACCCUCGACCCGGACUCCUACAACAUGUUCGAGAACGGCUCCUUCCUCCGACGCCGCCGGCGCUUCAAGAAGAAGGACGCCGUCAAGGACAAGGAGGAGAAGGAGCGCCUCCACCUCAAGGAGCCCCCAGCCGCCGCCGCCGCCCCCCACAGCGCCGCCGCCCGCCCCCCGCCGCCGCCCCCCGACGGCCCGGCCCCGGCCCAGCCGCCCCCCGUCCGCCUGCAGGACAUCAAGACCGAGAACGGGGCCGCUUCGCCCCCGCCCACCGUCUCCCCGCUGGGCGGCGCCCCGGUGCCCAAGAUCGAGAGCCCCGAGAGCUCCAGCACCAGCAGCCUCUCCAGCGCCGCCGGCGGCGGAGGAGUAGGCGGUGGAGGCAGCCCGCAGGCGGCGGGCGGAGGAGGCAGGGCGCUGGGCCUGGAUCCCGACCCCCAAGCGCAGCAGCACCACCAGCACCACCCGCACCAUCACCCCCACCACCCGGCGGCGCACCACCACCAUCACCACCCGGCGGGCGGCGGCGGCGGCGGCGGCUUCAGCGUGGACAACAUCAUCCUGACCUCCUUGCGCGCCUCGCCCCAGGGCGCGGGGGAGCUGCUGGCGCUGCCGCCCGCCUCCUCCGCCUCCUCCCGGACCGCCGCCUUGCCGCCGCCUUCCCUCGCCCUCAGCAGCUGCUACGCGCCGGCGGCGGCGGGCCAGAGCGCGCUCUACAGCGCCCCCUGCAGCCAGGGCGCCAACACCACCGGCAGCCACAGCGGCGCCCUCGCCGCAGCCACGCAAGCCGGAGGAGGAGGCGGCGGGGGGAGCAGCUACCAUUGCAACUUGCAAGCCAUGAGCCUUUACGCGGCCGCCGCCGCCGCCGCCGCUGCGGGAGGCUCUGGGGGCGAGAGAGGCGGCGCCGGGGGGCACCUGGGCGGGAGCCCGGGAGAGCAGGACCCGCUUCCCGACUACAGCCUGGCGGCCAGCAGCGGCAGCAGCAGCGCCUCGUCGCUCAGCCUCAGCCCCCCCGAGGGCCACCCGCCCGCCGGCGGCCGCCUCGCCUCCUGGUACCUCAACCAAGCCACCGCCGUCGGGGAACUCGCCCACUUGGCCCCGGCAGCCGCGGCGGCUGCGGCGGCGGCGGCUUCUUCGGCUGCCUCCUCGGCCUCGCCGGCCGGCUACCCAACGCACCAGCAGCAGAACUUCCACGCCGUGCGGGAGAUGUUCGAGUCCUCGCAGCGCCUCGGCUUGGCGCACUCGCCCGGCGGCGGCAACGGCAACGGACCGGCCAGCAGCUGCCAGAUGGCCUUCCCCGCCGGCCAGGCCCUGUACCGGCCCUCGGGCGCCUUCGUCUACGACUGCGGCAAGUUCUGACACCCCC